CGCCUUUGUUGAGGACGGCACGGCAAUGCGCCCGCUUGUCGAUUCAGUGGAGAUGCUUUUUGGCGAUCUACCUCGCGACAAGAAGGCGACCGGAACGCAGCACAUGGACUACGGCCGGGUCCUGGGCGUCCUGUCGUUUGUUGGCACCCUAGUGAGCAGCGCAGACGAAUCAGGCAAUCGGCCACUCCGAACUGCUGGCAUUUAUUGGCAAGUGCCAUGAAACGUUGGCACGGCUGCUGCUGCGCGAGCAAGAGCUGAUCGUACUCAGCCAGUUGCCAAAGAUCGUAAAGAACAUGCCGCAGCCGAUCCCCAACGGCUUGCUAGACCUGGUGCAGAAGAACGGGCGUAUUGUGGCCAAGGGCUCGUUGACAAUCACGCCGUUCACGCACUCUGAGGUCGAGCAGCACUUCAAGCGCCUGAUAUCGGCCACAUCGGAAAUUGGCCAGGCAACUGGCCAGAACAGCGCAUGCUCGAAUCGGCUGUUGGAGAUGAUGUGCGAGACUGCACCAAUGCUGGUCGAAGUGUUCUGUUCGCGGCUCGAUACCUUGGCGUUGGUCAGGAAGCUGGUGGGGGUCCUUACCGACCGGCUGCACCUGCAUACUGACAGGAAGCGCGUUAAUCCGAUGUGUGUCCGGGCAUACUACCGCUCAUUGCUGGCCAUCAACGAGAUGCACCGAGGAGUCGUCCUGACCCAUCUCUUGAGCAUGUUUGAAGAGCAGUUGGCUAAAGACGUCCUGAUCUCGCAGCGCGUCGUGCGCAUUGUCGAUCUGAUGGCGACGGCGGCCGAACAUCAAUAUAUGUUUGCCAGGAGCCCUGCUACAGUUGAAGACUUGGCAUCAGUGCGUCCGAUUAUCAGCGACCUGUGCAGCUGUCUGGGCGUGCACUGGCAGGCACUAUGGACUGCAUGUUUCCGCGAACCGGUGGCCACAGCAGCGCACAGCGAUAAUGAACUGACAACAUCGGAUGUGCCUGAGGAUGUAAAGAAGCAGCACAUGUGUGCCAGGCGGGCCCUCGUGCGCGCCAUGGCACAUAUGGCAGUCUCAGGAGCGCUAAGGGUUGCAGAUCAGCUGGUACUGGCCGAGCGCGCGCUGGACCAGCUCGCCAAGCUGCAAAGGACGCAGAAGCAAGACGACCUGGGCCUGGUUCGAAACCUAGUCAUGCUAACCAUAUGUCUAAUCAAGGGGGACCGCGGGCUGGAGCGCGUGGUGCUAGAAAAGAUCACGCAGGGUCUGCUGGAGGCGUCCGACACUGACAGCAGCGAUGGCCAAGAGAACUGCCAUGAUGCGAUAGAUGAGCUCGAGAAGCUCUUGGAGGGUGCUGCCGUGUCGAGCAGAGGUACCGAUGGCGAGCAGGCACUGGAGCUUGGCGAGCGCAUGCUGUGGCAGAACUCUGUGCGUCCGGCACCCAAGUACCCCCGCAGCGGGAUUGCCCUCAACCACGACCGGGCAUCCGACGCCUGGAAAUUUGUCAAGCCCGCGGCUGCCAAUGGAAAUACUGGCGGACAGCCUCUAUUGGUGCUCACACUGCUCUCGGUUGCGCAGUCAUCACCCUCGGGCAUGGCAUUGCUGGCACAGCUGAUCGAGGAGUUUUACGUUGAAAGCAUUCCAAGUGCGCCGCCUAUGCUGCUGGACGGGCGGCUACAGGGCGGCAAACUUCAGCUGCGGGCGGUAGAAAUGGAGCUGCUGUUGGACUGCCGCAACAACGCCAACCUCAACUGGACGAUCCUGGCAAUGUUGCGCGAUGCGCCGGCAGGGGCCCUGGCUGCGAAGCGCAUUGCCAGCGCACUGCUGAUUGCCUUGGCCGUGCUGUGGAACGGCACGCUGGGAGUACCUGCCACUAGACGGCCACGCGACCUUGAAUUCACAUGCACGUUUGUGGACGCAGUCGUGCGUGCGUAUGCCAGUGAUAGCAGGUGGCAGGAUAUGCAGCACCUGCCGAAGGUGUUCCGGGUCAUAAAGGGUGCUGAUCUGGCCCGUCUGCUGCACCAGUGUGUGUGGCGUGGCGUGGUGCACGACUUCCCAGGCGCGCGGGAAGACGCCGAUCAGCUGCUCAGCCAUGUGCUGCGCAAGUACAUUACGAAGACUGCAUCCAUGUUCCGCUUCUUCAAACACUGUGCAUGAGGCUCUCGCGUAUUCGCUUUUGUAGAAUAAAGGUCGUAUUG
Molecule: messenger RNA, 2161 nt
Organism: Linderina pennispora
Lineage: Eukaryota; Fungi; Kickxellomycota; Kickxellomycetes; Kickxellales; Kickxellaceae
Exons: 1
Coding region: 294-2120 (608 amino acids)
Source: RefSeq, a predicted model, not a curated record